AUGCUUUCUACUACAAUCCGUCGUUAUCUCUCCUCAUCCCAAUCGCCUCAAAAAUGGGAAAUCUACGCAUCGGUCGUCCUCUCCCGCGCCCCUCUAAUCGCCCCGCCCAUGUCUGAAAUCGAAUCGAAAUUCCAUCGACUUCAGAUGAAAGAAGAGGAGGAGAAGUCACUUCUAUCGAAUUAUGAAUUGAAGACUAAACAGGAUUUGAAAAUGGUCGCGCGACGUGAGCAAUUGAUUCGUGAGGGUAAAGAGUUGUCAGAGUUGGAUGAAGAGAUCGGAGUGACGAAUGCACAAAAAGAAGACGAUUGGAAGAGGAUUUCGGAGGAAUUGAACCAAAAAUAUCGAUUCGAUUCGCUGAAAACGGGCGUGACGGAGGCUGAAAAUGAGAGGAAUUUGAUGAGAGAAAUGGAGAGAAAAUUGGUUUUAAUUGUGAAACAGAGAAUGGGAAAUGAGUCGAAAGGAUACGAGACGCCGUGGAUACUCCCACAGAUCAAACAUCGAGAGGGGGAGACGUUGAGACAGACAGCGGAACGAUGCAUUGGAGAGUUGUCGAGCAAUGAUUUGAGUGCGGAUAUCAGUGGAAAUGCACCAUUCGGAGUGUUCACUCAUAGAUACCCAAAACCAAUUUCCUCGAAAACUGGAGCCACUGGAGCGAAGAUUUUCUUCUUCUCGGCGAAUCUGACGACGUCAUCUCAAGAGAAUUCAGAAUUGAAAGUGAAUGAAUCAGAAGAUAUUUCAGACUUCAAAUGGGUCAAUCAACAGGAAUUCUGGAGUACUGUACCUGGAACGGAUUAUAAGAAAGCGAUGAGAUUCGCUUUCUUGGAAUAA
Messenger RNA from Caenorhabditis remanei, 828 nucleotides. RefSeq lists its product as uncharacterized. Gene Ontology annotation, cellular component: mitochondrial large ribosomal subunit. Bases 1 to 828 code for a protein of 275 amino acids. The record is from RefSeq and is a predicted model, not a curated record. The transcript is spliced from 4 exons. Lineage: Eukaryota; Metazoa; Nematoda; Chromadorea; Rhabditida; Rhabditidae. Gene Ontology annotation, molecular function: structural constituent of ribosome.